CCACCCGUGACGUCUCGCCCAGAAGUGUAGUCCAGGGUAUACGCUGGUAUACGGCGUAUACCUACUUAUUUUUCAGUCAGCAUUGCGUAUACCCACUUCUAAAUCCCCCCCUGAUGCGCACCGGUCAGUAAUAUCUGUGAGCCAUGACCCACCCUCCUCUGCCUCUAAUUGGCUGGUACUCGCUGCUUUCACUGAUGAGAUUGGUUAACUUUAGGCAUGAGGACUGAUGAGCCAAUCAGAGGCAGAGUAGGGCGGGUGCCGCAGGUCAUGCCGAGGAAAAUAUCACUACUACCUCAGGUGCCAGUGAAAAAAAAAAAAAACUUGACUACAAUAACGGCAGCAGACCAAACAACAGAUGAAGAAACAACACAAGCGGCGGUGUGCCACCCCAGUUGAUGGAAGACAUAAUUCUGAGACAUCAAUAAUGACUGGCCAGACCUGUGGAGUGCUAAACAAACAGAAGACUUCAAAUCCAAGAACCCAUGGUUGGGAUCCAAAAACAAAAAAUUGGGAUGUCUGGUCUGUAGCAGUGUGAACUCCAUUGGGAUCGACAAGGAGCAAGGUGUAUCGCUCUCAAGAGAAUGGAUGAACUUUGAAAUUCAAGUGUCUGGCCAGGGAAGUAGAACAACAAGUUUGUCAGUCUUGAGAAAUAAGGUGAGGAAACAUGCGUUGUCCAAGGCCCACACUCAGGCUGUGAAGGUGGCAGAGCAACAGAAAGAAGCUGCCAUUGAGAAUGCAGUGGAGACUAUGACUGAGUCCUACAUGAAGGAAACUGAAGCUGUGUUUCGAACAGCCUACCAUCUGGCCAAAAAUAACCGACCCUUUUCUGACCAUGAAAGCCUCAUUGAGCUGCAGGAACUGAAUGGUGUAAAAAUGGGCUCAAUACUUCAUUCACGUUACAGUGCAACACAAAUAAUACAACAUGUUGCUAGUGAGAUGCAGAACAAAAUCAUCAGUAGCAUUAUAGCAUCAUCCAGUAAGUUAGCUGUCCUAAUUGACGAGGCAUCUUCUUUAAGUCACAAAGCUGUCAUGACAGUUUCUAUUAAAGCAUCAAUUCAAGAAGAAAGUCCUGAGUUCAUAUUCCUGGAACUUGUUGAACUGGAAAAUCAGAGAGCAGAUGGCAUAGUACAGGCGUUACUCGCCUGUUUAACUAAUGCUGGCUUUACAGAAGAGUGGCUUCAUGAAAACUGGGUAACAUUUGUAUCUGAUGGAGCCAGUGUCAUGCUAGGAAAGAAGUCAGGAGUAGCAACCAGACUGACUUCGAGAUUCCCAAAGCUUUUUGUAUGGCACUGCAUGAACCAUAGACUUGAACUUGCUGUGUCAGAUGCAGUUGAUGAGGUAAACUCUGUCUAUCACUUUAAAACUUUUAUCCAGAAGCUAUACUCUCUGUAUAGUAUGUCAAACAAAAAUGAACGUGAACUUGUAAAUGCAGCAGCUGAAGUAGGCUCACAACUUCUUCGCAUUGGCAGAAUCUUGGAUGUACGCUGGGUGGCCAGUAGCUUUCGGACUGUUCGUGCUGUUUGGACAUCCCUGGGAGCUCUUGUGCAGCACUUUAAAAAUGCUUGCAGUGAUGAGAUGAGGUCCACCAAAGAGAGGCAGAUGUACAGAGGUUUGUUAGACCGUGUUCAGAGUCCAGAAUUCAUUUGUGACCUUGGCCUCAUGUACGACACUCUCCAUGAACUAAGUCUCCUGUCACAGGAGCUUCAGUCUCGUUCUAUAACUCUCCUCAGAGCAGAGCAUCUGCUGAAACGCUCAAUCAGAGUGAUCCAGUCAUUCAAAGAGAGUCCAGGUGAGAAAUAUAGUGAGGCUUUAGAAGCAAAACAGACUGGGGAGUAUCGGUCUAUAGCCCUGAAAACAAAUGCAAAGCUGAAGUCUAUCAAUCCAGGCCAGUUCUUACAAAGCCUUGUGAACAAUCUGGAGAAACGCUUGUCUUUUGAAGAUGAGACCAUCAUGGACCUCAGCAUCCUUGAUCAGAGUAAGUGGCCAUCAAAGCCCAGCAUCCGCCAUGGUGAAGAACAAGUUAAGCGACUGUGCAAGCGAUUUAACUUGUGCACAGACCAAGCACUGAAUGGGAUGCGGGACCUACUGGAAGAGCCCAGUAGUGAGCCCAAGGACCUAAAACCACUUAUGAACUGUAUGAAAACAUUCCCUGUCAGUACAGCAGAGUGUGAGAGGAAUUUUAGCCUUAUGAACAAUAUAAGCUCAGACAAGAGGGCUGUCCUUCUGAUCUCAAACAUAUCAAACUUGAUGAUGAUUAAUAUCAACGGCCCACCAACUUCCAAGUUUGAUCCUAGAAAAUAUACAAGGACCUGGUUGAAGAGCCAUCGUGCUGCCUCUUCUGUGCGUUCUAGAAAGUGCAGUGUGAAAGCUCCUGCAGAAAGCAAAUUUGUCUGGAAUAUACUGUAGUAUGAGCAAAGGUCAGAAACCCAGUGCUGGGUUGAGAGAGUAUAUCACUGUUGAUGUGUUGUUAAUGCAUAUAUUUUUGUUAAUUGUUAACUAAAUAUUGUUGUAACAUAUUAUUUUGUUGAAUGAUUUACUGGUAAAUGAACAUGUUAAAAACAAAGCAUUAAUUCAAAAAAUGAUGAUAUUCAAUAUUUGUAGCAAUAUUUAUAUAUAUCUAACGAAGUAUUCAGCUAUUGAAAACCAAAUAAUUUCAAUUUUGACAGUGCACUUUUAAGUUUAGCUGAUUGGCUUUGAUGUUUGGAAGAGAAUGAUUUGUGUGUUUUAUUUAAGAUGAAAUAUGAACAAGGAUGCAUUGUCAACAUCAGAUUUGAAGUAUUUUAUUUAAAUAAAUGUGCAAAAAAUAAUCGAAACACCAUGCUUGCCUCAUGAUAAAUACAUUUUACAUUCAUCCAGGCUGCUUGUGUGACCAGUAGUAACUACAAACUGCUCCUAAUCAAGUCAUGAUCAUUUUAGUGAGCAAGUAGAAAUUACAGAUUUUUGGGUAAACUAAAUCAUAGUCUUACAUGUCACUGUUUCUAAAACAGGGCUUUUUUCUGGACUACUUAAAAAAAAAACUAAAAAAAAAACGUGAAAAAUGAGAGUAUACCCACUUCUCCAGGGACCACUACACCACUGGUCUCGCCCAUCCUUUGGACAGAUUACAUUUGUAUCAGAGCGCGGUCACGCUGGAGGCGUUCCCCUAGCGUUCUUGGACGCAGCUCGAGUUCCUGAAGAGGAACA
Molecule: messenger RNA, 3183 nt
Organism: Onychostoma macrolepis
Lineage: Eukaryota; Metazoa; Chordata; Actinopteri; Cypriniformes; Cyprinidae
Product: E3 SUMO-protein ligase KIAA1586-like
Exons: 3
Coding region: 586-2406 (606 amino acids)
Source: RefSeq, a predicted model, not a curated record